GCAUUGGCACUUAAAUGAAUUGAAUUGUUUAUUCAUGAAAUGUCAUGAAAUGUCUUAAUGUCAGUUAUGAAUAUAUUUUUAUUUAUUUGUUUAUUGUGCUGCAUUUUCUUCAUAACGAUUUCGCUUACAGCAUGACUUUUAUUAUGAAAGGAAAACAUUUUUUCACAUGACCAGGAUGUUAAAACACAAAUGACUCAAACCAGGUUUCGCGUAUAAAAAAGUAAAUGAAGUAAAAUAAUAUAGUCUUUUUGACUGUGUUUUUUUUUUUUUUUUUCUCCUAGUUUGUUUAGCUUGGUUUUUAUGUUUUAUUUUUCAUCCACUCCAGUUCGCGGCGGUAAUGCACCAAGUCAGGUUGCCAACCGCCAAUAAACACCAAAGAAGAAGAAGCAGCAGCAUGUUUUGCAUUCAUUUGUUGUUUUCGCGUAUUUGUAGAACUACAAUGUAGGUUUUUACAUUACAUUGGCAGGCGGUCAGAUGUAUUAUGCAGCAGAGCUCGGCUAGGCAAUGCCAGGCUGUUAUUCCACUCAGUAAUACUGGAUUUUUCAUGGACUAUCUGAAGAUUCAUGUAUGACGAUUCAUAUGGUUUAUCCUCCAGUUCACUAGUUGUUUGCUGGCGUACCACUGUAAUCCAGGGCAACAAAUGAGUACAAAAAUAUAAGACUUCUACAGGUUAUUCUUUUUUUUUUUUUUUUUUUUCUACUGCUAAUAAUGUCUUUAGCUGGAGCUCUGUGGUUUGCUAUUCAGGAUGAUUUAUUGGCAAACGGUUUGUGUAACAACACAAUACCAUCCAGCAUCAGCAGCACAAAACAAGACAAACAAUCCAGCAUCAGUGAACCCAUCUCUGCGUCCGAGACACGCACUGUCCUGGACGGACUGGAUGAUCGCUUUCUGUCUCGGUGUUUACAUCUCACUCGGCAGUGUCUGCGGUUCAUCGUCGAUUUCAUACAGGCCCGUUUAAAGAAAGACGUGUUUGCGCCCGGCCACAGCCCGACCUCCGCAGAAGCCAAUAUUCUGGCCGCGCUUGCCUUCUUAGCACACGGGUCUUUGCCCAGUAAAAUCACAGAACGGCUGGGAGUAGAUCAGAGAGCAGCGGGUGAGGCGGUGAACAGCAUCAUCAAACUCUUAUCAGACCUGAGCCCUGAUUUCAUCACAUUCCCGAACAGUUAUAAUGACCGCAUGGGUGCCGCACAAGCCUUUAAGAACCUGAGCGGCAUCCCGCAUGUGGUGGGCGUGCUGGGGUAUCUGCACGUGAAGGUGAGCCCUCCGGCCGGGGAGGAGCACAUGUAUAUGAACACUUUGGGUUAUCAUUCAGUCAUGAUGCAGGUAAUAUUCGACGUGGACGGGAAUCUCUUGAGUCUGGAGCAGUGCUGUCCUGGAGGAACUCCUGAACAGACUGUAUGGGAAAACUCGGAUAUUGGCAGACAGUUCAGCAUUUUUCAACACGGUCAUACAUGGGUUGUUGGUAGCAGAAGUCUUCUAGGUUGUGGGCACGUUUUGACCCCUGUCGAAGCCUUUCGCGUCAAAAGCAACGCAGCCCUGCGAUUCAACAAAGCACAUGCUCAGCUACAUGGCCGUGCACAACAGGUCUUUGGCAGUUUGAAAAGCCGUUUCCAGUGCCUCCGUGACAUCGGCCCUAUUCAGUCACCCGAGUUGGUGGCAUGCACCAUCAAAGCCUGCUGUGUCCUGCACAACAUCUGCAAGAAGUUCUCUGUGCCGUUACCCUUGGAUUUUAGCACAGAACCGCUCCAUCCACCAUCAGAGGUGGUGAACAUCCUGGCAGAGCAGCCAUUUGACUACAUGGAAGACACUAAAGAGGAGAUGAUAGAAAUGUUUUUUAAUAUUGCAGAAGAUGGAAAUGAAUGAGAUGUGACCAGAUGUGUAAAAGAACAUUUAUGAUAGCAAGAAGCCAGAAACCCUUAGUUUAAACAAUGUACUGAAUUCUAUGAAUUAAGUGAACACAGACAAAUGCAUGCUGUAAUGCUAGUUGAUUCUUCGUAUACAUAAGCUUUAUUCAGUUAAUCAAUAAUUGACAAGUUAAUGCUAAUACACUAAUAUUUGUUAACAAGUGAUAUGAAUAAAAACAAAAUGUUUGUUUAUGGAAGGCCAUAAACCAAGCUGGCAUAAUAAUACAAGUCUGUUACAAAAAAAAAAACAUAUUUAUAUAUAUUGCAGUGGUACCAUAAUUCAGUGAUGUAAUCGGUAAUAUCAUUGAUAUUCUUUGACAGAGCAUCAUACUGAAUGAUUACCUUAUUUAUGUAUACCAAAAAAGUGUCAUGGAAUUGCCAUGGUCAUGUCCAAAAAAUAACUGUAGUACCAUGUCCAAAGAAAGAUGUUAAUACCUGGUAAUUCAUAAUUUGUGAGGUAAUUACUUAUGUCUGGAAUCAUCACAUUGUGCCUGGUUAGGACACGUUUACACGACACCACUUUCAACUAAAAAAAGGAAAACUUUUUAUGCGUUUGGCCGUUCAUUUGCACGACGACGUGUUUUGGGGACCUGAAAACUUUUUAAAACGUGUUUCAAAGUGCAAGUUUUUGAAAAUGAUACCAUUAUAGUUUCUGUGUAAACUACAAAAAUGCAAAUUUGUGAAAACGGUGACAUCAUGCGCAUGUGUAUUAUGUGUUCAUUCUGUAGGCGCGUACUGUUUGUUUACAAAGUGACAUCGCCAACUACUGGCCUGGCAUGCAAAAUAAAUAAAGUGUUUUUAAUCGUUUCUGCAGAUCCGUGUGAACAGGGAUCGUUUUGACAAUGCUGUCAUCUGUACACAAAACUUUUCAAAACCGCGAAGGAAAAUCUUUUCCGUUUUUAGUACAUCAUUGUCGUGUAAACGUACUCUUAAUCCAUGACUUUUGCUUUAAGCAUAUUUAUGAAUAUAGUAUUCUUAAUUAGGACAGCUCAGUAUUUGUACAAUAUUAACAGCAGAUUAAUUUAAAUGUUAAGUGCUUAAAUUUCAGUUCUUACUAAAGUGACUUGCAGUGCAAAAAAAAAAAAAAAAAAAAUCAAA
Messenger RNA from Ctenopharyngodon idella (grass carp), 3002 nucleotides. Its product is annotated as putative nuclease HARBI1. Bases 709 to 1863 code for a protein of 384 amino acids. The transcript has 2 exons. NCBI's taxonomy places the organism in Eukaryota, Metazoa, Chordata, Actinopteri, Cypriniformes, Xenocyprididae. The record is from RefSeq and is a predicted model, not a curated record.